GUCUCCUCACAACAGUGCCUCUGCUCCCCGACACAGAGAGAGAGAGAGAGAGAGAGAGAGAGAGAGCUAACCAAGUUUCACAAUGACAGACUACUCCACCAGCAUGCGGCUGAAACUGCCGGUGGUGUGUAUUGUGUUGGAAGUCAUCCUCAUCAUUCUCUUUGGCCUCGUUGUGGAGUAUAACGAUGACACUGAUGCCAAGAAAUGGGACAAAUACAACAGAACAACCACACAAAACUUGGAGAAUGAAUUCUACGCCCGCUAUCCCAGUUUCCAGGAUGUACAUGUGAUGAUCUUCAUUGGCUUCGGGUUCCUCAUGACAUUCCUGCAGCGUUAUGGCUUUAGCAGUGUUGGCUUCAACUUCCUCAUCGCAGCCUUUUCUCUGCAAUGGGCAACACUCAUGCAGGGCUUCCUUCAUGGCUUACAUCAUGGCAAGAUCCAUGUUGGAGUGGAGAGCAUGAUCAAUGCAGACUUCUGCACUGGCUCAGUGCUGAUCUCAUUUGGGGCUGUGUUGGGCAAGACGAGCCCAGUCCAGAUGCUGAUAAUGGCCAUAUUUGAGGUUGCACUGUUUGCUGUAAAUGAGUACAUCCUUCUCAGUCUUCUUAACGCAAGAGAUGCUGGAGGAUCCAUGACCAUCCAUACAUUUGGGGCAUACUUUGGACUCAUGGUGACACGUGUGCUGUACAGGCCCAACCUGGACAAGAGCAAGCACAGGAACAGCUCUGUGUACCAUUCUGACCUCUUUGCCAUGAUUGGAACCAUCUACUUGUGGAUGUUCUGGCCCAGCUUCAACUCAGCCAUCACUGCUAUAGGAGAUGACCAGCAUCGCACUGCCCUGAACACAUACUACUCACUGGCUGCCUGCACACUUGCCACAUAUGCUUUCUCUGCUCUUGUCAACCACGAAGGAAAACUCGACAUGGUGCAUAUUCAGAACGCUGCAUUGGCAGGUGGUGUUGCUGUAGGAACUGCUGGUGAGAUGAUGCUGACUCCAUUUGGUUCCAUGAUAGUGGGAUUCUUGGCGGGAACAAUCUCAGUGCUGGGGUACAAGUACCUCACACCUGUUUUGGAGUCAAAGCUGAAGAUUCAAGAUACGUGUGGCGUUCAUAACCUACACGGCAUGCCUGGAGUCAUGGGAGCCAUUGUUGGCUCCAUCACUGCUGCAGCAGCAAGCGCUUCAGUAUAUGGCAAUGGGAUGAAAGAGGUGUUUCCUGAAGUUUUCAACAAAAAUUUCACUGCAUCCACUCAGGCUGUAAUGCAAAUCGCCUCGCUGGCUGUCACCCUGGGCAUGGCCUUGAUUGGCGGGCUUAUUGUUGGAUUCAUUUUAAAACUGCCUAUUUACGGAGCCCCACCUGACACUCUCUGCUUUGAGGAUUCAGUCUACUGGGAGGUGCCAGGAGAAGAGGAGGGCCAUGAUGAACUGACUACUGUGAAAUCAGCUGAUGAGUCAGAGAAACUCAGGGGUUAAAUUAUACUCCUGCUUUUGUGAGUGAGUGCUUGUGUGUAUACAUAUAUGUGUGCCUGCGCAUAUGUAGUGACCUGCCUGCCAAAACAUGCAGUAUAUACUCUCAAACCUGAGUAUCUUAGCAACAUUAUCUGUGAUCCACUCAAGAAGUAUGACUUUUGUAUUCAGAAUAUUGUGUGUGGUUUCAACAAUGUUGUCAAGUUGGAAGAAUGUAAACUUUAUUUAGCUUAUUAGAGUAUAUUUCAUUUAAAAAUGUAGACAUAUAUGUGUUUGACUGUAAAAAUUGACCUUUGGAAAAAAAGUAAAAAAAAAAAAAAAAAAAAAAAACACCUGUAUGUGGGGUUAUAUAUAAAGGUUCCACCUGUAUGUAUCAGUAUUCAUGUCAUUGUGGUAAAUGCUGCAUUUUCAGGUAUUAGUCAUCAUGGCCAUCAAGCAAUGUCAAGCGUUUGCAUAAAAUGCUGACUGCUACAGGCAACAUAUAUGGAUUAUAGGCCAAGAUAUCCAGCAACUCUGUGCUAUAAAAAAAAAAAAAGGUAUU
Pangasianodon hypophthalmus (striped catfish) is the source of this 2003-nucleotide messenger RNA. RefSeq names its product Rh family B glycoprotein (gene rhbg). Gene Ontology annotation, biological process: ammonium homeostasis; ammonium transmembrane transport. The transcript has 10 exons. Gene Ontology annotation, cellular component: plasma membrane. The record is from RefSeq and is a predicted model, not a curated record. Lineage: Eukaryota; Metazoa; Chordata; Actinopteri; Siluriformes; Pangasiidae. Gene Ontology annotation, molecular function: ammonium channel activity. The coding region runs from base 83 to 1468 and encodes 461 amino acids.